AUGAAUUUGUGUGAUACACCAUCAAUCAUUAUCUCAUCACCACCUAUUAUUCUUCAACAGCAACUAUGCAACACCACAGCAAAACAAAAUAGAAAUGAACUAACUACUAGUUAUUCAUAUCCACCUUCAUCUCAACAACAACAACAACCAUCUCAACCAUCUCCGUCACUAUUACAACAACAACAACAACAACAACCUACACUUAUUGAAAAAUCAAGUAAAGAGUAUCAUCUAUGUGCACUCUUUUCCAUUUUAUAUCCAUUCAAAUCGAAUUUUGGUAAUAGUCUUGGUGAUAUCCAUUCAAAUGUAAAUGGAGGUCAUCAUCUUUUUAAUAACAAUAAUAAUAAUGGUGGUGGUGGGUUAACUAUCCCAUUUGUACCUGUAUUGGAAGACAAUCAACCAAUUAAAUCAUGGAGUGAAAUUAUGGAUGAUGAAGAUCAAGAGAUGGAAAUGAACCAAUUAAAUGAUGACACAACAUCUUCUUAUUCUGAUAUAUCCUCAUCAACAACAACAACAUUUAAUAAUGAAACUGGAAUGUUUGAUAUGGACGAUGAUAGUGAUAAUGAAUCAAUUAAAAAGAAAAAGAAACAACUAAAGAAAACAAUAAAUAAUAAUAAUAAUAAUAAUUCAACUCUACCAUCAUCAUCAUCAUCAACUAAUAAGACGAAAAAGAAGAAUGGUAAUGGUAAUAAUAAGAGUAUGAAAAAGAUAUUUAUUGGUGGAAUUAAAUUUGAUGAUUUAACAGAUGAAGAAGAAAGACAAGUUCGUAUACUUAAAAUACUACAUUUAUUUCAAUCUUUGGGAAAGAUUGAAUCGGUUGAUGCACAUUGGGAAAAGGGAUAUUGUUUCAUUACCUAUCUCCAACACGGUAUUGCUCAACGAGUCGUCCAACAAAUGUCAAAUCACACCAAACGUUCUAAAAUGCUCCAAAACAUUAAAUCUUCAUUAUCACGUGAUAAUUUAAAUGUAAAGUGUACUCCUCUACCAACAUUUUAUGUUCGUUUACCUUCAAACAAAUCGAAUAACAAUGGUAGUAAUAAUAAACCAAAAUAA
Messenger RNA from Cavenderia fasciculata, 1053 nucleotides. RefSeq names its product RNA-binding region RNP-1 domain-containing protein. Gene Ontology annotation, molecular function: RNA binding. The record is from RefSeq and is a predicted model, not a curated record. Lineage: Eukaryota; Evosea; Eumycetozoa; Acytosteliales; Cavenderiaceae. Bases 1 to 1053 code for a protein of 350 amino acids. The transcript has a single exon.